This is a messenger RNA of Labrus mixtus (cuckoo wrasse), 1861 nucleotides long. RefSeq names its product phosphatidylinositol 4-kinase type 2 beta (gene pi4k2b). Gene Ontology annotation, cellular component: trans-Golgi network; plasma membrane; endosome. The coding region runs from base 163 to 1686 and encodes 507 amino acids. Gene Ontology annotation, biological process: phosphatidylinositol phosphate biosynthetic process; endosome organization; Golgi organization. Gene Ontology annotation, molecular function: 1-phosphatidylinositol 4-kinase activity. The record is from RefSeq and is a predicted model, not a curated record. The transcript is spliced from 11 exons. Lineage: Eukaryota; Metazoa; Chordata; Actinopteri; Labriformes; Labridae.
CAAGAACAAGAUGAACUCGACGUAUUUGUUGUCGAUCCGCCUCCUCCCCACCGGUGCAAGAAAACAGCUGCUUUGAUGGUCCUAUAGGUAGCCUAUUCGUGGGAAUAUUUAGUUUUUAUGGGACAUUUAACGUAACGUAGGCCUACUUAGAACCGAGCGACGAUGAUGUCCGAAUGCGACCCGACAGAGACGAGCGAGCCAGUGCUGGACUCUGAAGCAACAGCGGUUCCUGCUUCUGAAUGUAACUUUCACUUCUCGGGACCGGCACAGGUUUUAUUCGAUGGUACUGGGAUAGGUUUAGGACUCUCAGUUAACCCUGGAGUAGCUGUUCGUAUUUCUGACUCUUGUGAAAGUGUCUUGACCGAGCUUGAGAACGACGGCUCCGGGGAAGAGGCGCUGUUACUACCGGGUUUAACAGGGAACACGACGUCUCCUCGGUGUGCGCAAGAGAAGCGCAGCAAGCGAAACAGACACAGCUCGUCAUCGGAUAAAGACACCUUGGCCUCCCCAGGUGCCAACAGUGGGGACUUCAACCGUUUCCCUGAUGAUCCAGAGUUUGCAGAUAUUAUCCAAGUGGCCGAACAAGCCAUUGAGAAUGGCGUAUUUCCAGAGAGGAUUUCCCAGGGUUCAAGUGGGAGCUACUUUGUCAAAGACCUUAAAGGGAAAAUCAUUGGUGUUUUCAAACCAAAGUCAGAGGAACCUUAUGGUCACCUUAACCCCAAAUGGACCAAAUAUUUUCACAAGCUGUGCUGUCCCUGUUGUUUUGGCCGAGGCUGCUUGUUGCCUAACCAGGGUUACCUUUCAGAGGCUGCUGCAUCACUGGUUGAUACCAAGCUUGGUCUUGGAGUGGUACCAAAGACAAAGGUUGUAUAUCUGGCAAGUGAGACAUUCCACUACAGCGCCAUUGACAGAGCAAAAUCCAGGGGAAAGAAGUACGCCUUGGAGAUUGUCCCCAAGGUGGGAAGACGCUUCCAUCGAGUGGGCCUGCCACCCAAGGUUGGCUCAUUUCAGCUGUUUGUGGAGGGCUACCGUGAAGCAGACUAUUGGCUGCGGCGCUUUGAGGCAGAACCUCUGCCAGAAAAUAUCAGGAAGCAGCUCCAGUCACAGUUUGAGCGAUUGGUAGUGUUGGACUAUGUUAUCAGAAACACAGAUCGAGGAAAUGAUAACUGGUUGAUCAAGUAUGUGAAGCCAGGAGAAAGGGGACAAGAUGAAAAGGACACAGAUUGGCCAGAGAUAAGUUCAGAAUCUUGUAUCAAGAUUGCAGCAAUUGACAAUGGCCUGGCCUUUCCCUUUAAACACCCGGAUGAAUGGAGAGCCUACCCGUUCCACUGGGCCUGGCUUCCCCAGGCUAAGGUGGCUUUCUCCCAGGAGACCAGAGACCUGGUGCUGUCACGUCUCUCUGACAUGAACUUUGUUCAGGACCUCUGUGAGGAUCUCUAUGAAAUGUUCAAGGAAGAUAAAGGUUUUGACAAAACAAUGUUUGAGAGACAGAUGUCUGUAAUGAGAGGACAGGUUUUGAACCUGACCCAGGCACUGAAGGACAGGAAGAGCCCCAUCCAGCUGGUCCAGAUGCCCCGGGUGGUGGUCGAGCGUAGCCGCUCAGGCGGUCAUGGUCGGGUGGUCACUCUUGGCAAUGCCUUCACUCAAACCUUCCACUGCAAACGCCCAUUUUUCUCCUCUUGGUAGUCAGAUGUUUGUGAGGAGUAGAGAUGAGAAGAAAUGUCUUCAAUGGGUCUUCUAUGGUCCUGAAGUUUAGGAUCAAGGAGGUAAAGGACAAUAACACUGAGUUAUUGUCCGAGUGCUUAUGUUUCCUUGGCAAGAAAAAAAAAGGGAGAAACCUUAAAAUAAGAAAGGAAACAAA